UGCCCAUGCGCGAACUGGCUUCCAAUGCCCAUACAACGCGAGACUCCAUCCUUUGUUGGGUUUGGAUACCUCUCAUUAACAUCGGACAGACAGAAUGGCCGAUACAGCAGGUUUCGUAACGGCCACCGCCCCCGAACCUACGCAAGUGAGGAGUCCUGGAGUAGACGUUACCCUGAGAGAUGAUGUCUCGUUCGAUAUUCUGGCAUUCAUGGCACUUUACUUUGGCACCAUGGAAGAAAUAUCCAAAGAUCUUCGACAAAUGGCACUUGCUGAUACUUUCUUCGAUGCUCGGCUCCUAUCCCUCGCCAGUGGUGGAGGAGCAGGCGGCUCUUUCGCUGUGAGUAUCGUUAAAUCAGAAGACAUGGCGAGACUUCAGCGCCAGAAUGAACGGGCAGGAAACGUGUCUGAAAUCCUACCACAAUUGAUCGCGUUGAGAGUACCCAAGUUGGCCACGGGAACAGAACAGCAGCAAAGGCAGCGCAUCCUUACCUCAAUAGCGAAAGAGAUCGCCGUGCUGGCAAACGACGAAGUGCGCGAGUAUGAAAACGUCGUAAAGCUAUUCGGGGCAUGCUGGAGCUACGCAAACCCCGAGAAGACCGUUCUUUUGCCCGUUCUAGUCUACGAAGCUGCACCGUUGGGCGAUCUUGACGCAUUCCUCCUGUCUCAUAGAAAUCUUCCCAUCGGGCACCAACUACAGAUCUGUGUCGACAUCGCGCAGGGCGUUGAGCGACUCCACCGCGUUGGCGUUGUUCACUGCGAUAUCAAGCCUAAGAAUAUCAUAAUGUUCCCCACCAUGGAUCCAAAACGUCCAUACAAGGCCAAAAUAGCUGAUUUUGGUUGCGCGAUCAUGCUAGACGACGUCGAAACUGCAACACGCCCGCCACCUGGGACCAGGUUCUGGAAUCCUCCGGAGCAGCUGAGCGGAGACCUAGUCGACAAGGACGAACUUCAUCGGGUUGAUGUCUUUACGCUUGCCUUGGUGAUCCUAGCAGUGCUUACUUCGAACCGAUCAACAAACACACUGAUGCAUAUUCACAGUCAGCAAGCACCCCCAUUUCCGACGAUGGAACACCAAAUGGGAUUCGAUUACUUCAAGAAAUGGGGAAGUUUGGCCCUGAGCGGAAUAAUGAUCCUCGAAAGAUUUUCAAAUCUGACUGUUACGCAACGUUCUUCUAUCAAAGCCGACCCGUUAGAGCGUCUUAUACCUCUCCAUUUGCUUGACGACGAUAAUUGGCUAGAUUAUUCUGAGCAAUGGAAUAAACAGAUUGCCUCAGUCAUGUUCCGGGCGCUACAGGGGGGUGUUUCCGAUAGAGAUGCUUCAGUACGGGAUAUCGCAUCUGUCCUCGAAGCAAUUCUAUUUUCCGUAGAGGUCUGGGGCCAAAGAGAUCACGUCCGCAUGGAUCUAGAUGAGGUCACGUCGUCAGCAGGAACCAGGAUCUCUAUGACUUAUAUACUUGAGCAUGACUCCCAAAUUCAAAUGGAAAAAGCGAGGAGAAUGAUUGUGUUCAAAGACAUGGAAGACAUGCUCACCGUCAAGCCAAGUUGGAUGUUCGAACCUCAUCCGGAAACGAACUUCGUAUAUGUCCACUCCAGGGCCACGGGUAUCAAUUCCAAUGAAGCCUGGAGGGAAACAAUUUUUGGUCACGAAAGAGUGGGGAAACGGCCAUGGUUGGCCAUUGAAAAGCGAGCUGGUCAAGUUGUCAAACUGACGAAUUAUCUCGGAAACUUGGCGUACAUGCCCGGACCUCUUCUCAAUUAUAUCCUACAUGUACUAGACGGGGUUGCUAACGACAUAAGAGAACCACCGAAGCGUAGAUCGAUUGCUGCAUACGAACUAGCUCUGGCGUUGAUAGCCUAUCGCGUUGAUGAGUCGAAAGAAGAUGGAGACCAAGAUGAAGUGACUCGCGCGCUUUCUUUGCUUAACUUUGCCUUGGAGACUGGGCAUACAGAGGCCAAGUGGACCAUUGCCUGGAUAUACGCCUCGUUCGGGCGGCAAUAUACGGAUGAGAACCUAGAUUGGUUGAGCGAAGGUAUGAUUGCCGGGAGCCGUAUGGCAGCGAGGCGACUUCGACAGCUAGAUGCGAGCAAAUACAGCGAGACGCGACAUCUCAUUCAGACCAAAUUCCAAGGAAUAGGUGAGGGGUGGCAGAUACAGCCGCAAUACGUUCAAGAAAAUCCCGUAUGGUUUGAAGGGUAUCCUGUUCCGGAAGCAAACCAAAUGGUGCUCUUAGCAUCUGCGGGUAUGAAGGACAGGCUCGAAGCUUUGCUUCAAAGAGAUGUCGGUGUCAAUUCUAUGGACAUGAUGCAAGAAACACCGCUUAUUGCUGCAUGUCGCUCUGGACACGUCGACAUCGUCGAAUACCUCAUCGAGAAGGGCGCCGAUGCCUCGAUGAUAUCCAAGGAGAACAUCUCGGCAUUGCACUACUUGAGUAGCUUUGAUGAAAAUAAAAUACCGUAUAUUGCACUCUUACUACUCGCUGCUGGAUGCCCGCUGGAUACGCAUUCGACAGCUCACUCCAAUCUAAACAAUGGGACUACAGGAAUGGACCGCUAUUACGGCCUAGUUGAUGGAACACCGCUCUUAUGGGCAGUGGCCGCUGAUAACAUGACCGCUGUUGAGACGUUGCUAGACUUUGGCGCUGAUCCGUUCGAUAUUGCACAGAAACAGUCAACGUCUCUUCCUUAUUCUCCUGUGAGUUGGGCAACUGCAAUGCAUCAAGCCGAGAUGCUAGAACAUCUUCUCUCAGCUACGGACCAACACGAGCUAUCUUCGUUACUCAACCCGACCCCGCACACUUAUACUAGCCCGUUUCGUGGUCCACCUCUGGGUUCAGCUGUUGCAUACUCCGGCGGUCUUGUAUUCUAUCGAAUUCAAUUGCACGGCUCGCUACACCGCGAGAAAUGCAGAAAAACCAUACAUCUGCUCUUAUCCAAAGGUGCAGACCCAGCCAUCGUGGGCCCCGACAAGGAGCCUGCGCUACACGGUGCAGGACUCCACGGACAACCGUAUGCAUUCCAAGCCCUGCUGGAGUGGAAUAACGGCUCCCUGAGGCCUGAUACCAAACUUUGGUUCGAGAUUCUGAUCGGUGCUGUCGUGAACGAUCGGAGGAGCACCUUCAGGGAGCUGCUGAAGAUUCCAGUGGAGAUGAACGAGCUGUACGCGUGGCCUAGAAUCAUGGCCACAGUCGCUAGUUAUCAAAAUACUCGCUACUACCUGAAUGCGCUGAUCUCGCACCAACAAGAUUCAGCUAAUUCACCAGCGAACUACACCAUGGCGUUUGAAGAGGCAUUGCAGAACGAAUGCUUUGAGAAUGCAAGGAUUUUGUUUGACAGGGCGGACAAGUGCGAUAUAGUAUUCCGGCGCCUUGAAGACGAGGACGACCCUCGCUCACGCGAGAGUAUGACCUUAUUAGGUAGGCUGAUGCGUCAAGCCAUAAUCUACGCAUCCAAGUUGCAAGCCGUACGCGAGUUCCUUGCGCUAACCGGCGGUCGAGAGAUUCUCUUCGAUAACGUUUGGGACGUGGAGAUGGGGAAGUACAACGCCCUUCAAGUUGCCGUAGGCUACUUCCCACAUGGGAAAACCAAGACCCUGACGGCCGGGCUGCUCGAAACUAUUUUGAAAUAUUUCAAGCUCCCACGCCAUCUAGCCUCCAUCCAUCACGUCAAGAACCGGUCCUUACUGCACUUGGCUGUUCGUUACGGCAACGUAGCGGCUGUCGAGAUUCUCCUGGGAUACCCUGGCACCGACGUAACUCAUCGCGAUGAUCAAGGAGGAACUCCUUUUGAUCGUGCCCUGAACAGAUUACAAGACUCGUGGCGCGAGCAAGAGCUGGCUUACUGGGAGGUUCCCGCAGAUCAACUGGAGCAAGCCCGAGAGGACUGGGACAUCUACACAAGGGCCAUCAUCAUGGUCAUGCAGGCAAAAGGGGCAUCUAAACAUUCGACAUAUUCCCAUGUCUUCAAGAGGCUCUCUGAGGAAAAGGUUCGUCGAUGGAUGAUAUAUCCUGACGAUGGGAGGAUCGAGGUUACGGACUAUCAGGUCUCGAUUUUCGAGUCUGGCGAAAUAGCUGACAAGGUUGCUUCACUUCCGGUUGGUCGCUGCACGUAUUAUGCCAUGUUCGCAGAUCCUGAAGUCACCAGAAGAAUGCCAGGCGCUCGCGACACGAGCAUAACGGAUGCUUUCAACGGUGGCAGGAUAUCAUCAGCGGCGGCGUUGCUUGCACCAGACGACAGGCCCAGGUGAAGCGAAUUCGAGUUUCUGAGCCGUUUUUCGUCCGCGCGAGACUUGUUCCCACUAGGCUACGUAGGAGCAACGAGAAACUCACCUGACUUGCACAUUAAAUUCGCUUGGACUGUGUAGCCUAAAUUGUCGUAGCUUUCGGAAGCGCCGGAUUGUCCUCGAGUUUAUGCACGCUAGCCUGCGCCAGUGCGGCUGAGGACUUUUGGGCUGAGGAUCAAUUUACACGGCUCAGCCGCAAUGUUUCCAUCAGAAGAAAUAUUGUGGCGUCCAAUGAGACUAUUGGGCUAAGAUGCAUACGAUCAAGGCUGUGCAAUCUAGACACCAUCAGCUUCCUUUGCCC
Messenger RNA from Cucurbitaria berberidis CBS 394.84, 4580 nucleotides. RefSeq lists its product as uncharacterized. The coding region runs from base 95 to 4243 and encodes 1382 amino acids. Gene Ontology annotation, cellular component: nucleus; cytoplasm. Gene Ontology annotation, biological process: protein phosphorylation. The transcript is spliced from 3 exons. The record is from RefSeq and is a predicted model, not a curated record. Gene Ontology annotation, molecular function: protein kinase activity; protein binding; ATP binding. NCBI's taxonomy places the organism in Eukaryota, Fungi, Ascomycota, Dothideomycetes, Pleosporales, Cucurbitariaceae.